Daphnia carinata is the source of this 1094-nucleotide messenger RNA. RefSeq names its product 3-oxoacyl-[acyl-carrier-protein] reductase-like. The record is from RefSeq and is a predicted model, not a curated record. The transcript has 5 exons. NCBI's taxonomy places the organism in Eukaryota, Metazoa, Arthropoda, Branchiopoda, Diplostraca, Daphniidae. Bases 23 to 826 code for a protein of 267 amino acids. Gene Ontology annotation, molecular function: oxidoreductase activity.
AAUUACAACAUUGAUUAUUGCAAUGGCCCAACAUUCAGAAAAUAUUCGGAAAGUUGCUCUUAUUACCGGUUCAAGUUGCGGCAUUGGGGCGGCUACGGCUGUCCAGUUUGCCACUCUGGGUUAUCGUUUAUCUCUUUAUGCUCUGAAUGUUCCAGCGGAUGAAGCAGGUUUAGCUGAAACGAAAUCUCGUUGCCUUACAGCCAACCCUCAAUUAACAUCAGAUGACAUCAUGACAAUGACUGGAGAUUUAACUGUAGAAGAAAACUGCCAUUUUUUGAUAGCGAAAACCAUUGAAACCUUCAAGAGACUUGACGUCUUGGUAGCAAAUGCUGGAAUAGUCAGUGCUGGUCGACUUGAAAACAUGAAAAUGGAAGACUUUGAUAAAGUAAUGAACAUCAACUGUCGCGUUGUUGUUUUGAUGAACAAAUUAGUCAUCCCUUACCUGUCGGAGACUAAAGGAAACAUUAUCAACGUGUCCAGCGUCGCUGGACUACGAGCAUGCACAGACAUGAUGGCCUAUUGUAUAAGCAAGGCUGCAAUUGCCCAGCUAACUCGCUGCGCUGCUUCAGAACUGGCAUCUAAAGGGAUUCGAGUGAAUGCCGUUUGUCCAGGCAUUAUUGGCAAUACUCAAAUCUUUUCCAACGCUGGCUUAUCCAAGGAGCUUCAGGAUUUUACUUUUGAGCGUGUCAAAACAAGUCACCCAUUAGGUCGUGCUGGAACUCCGGAAGAAGUGGCAAAGUCCAUCGCUUUUCUAGCGUCCGAAGAACACGCUUCAUUUCUGACUGGAGUGACACUGUCCGUCGAUGGCGGACGUUCUGUUUCAUAAUGAUGCAAACAGGCAAUGAUUUAGCAAAGUUAUUAAUAGUGACUGACAGCUAUUGUAUGCGAUAGAAUUGUACUAUUCUUUGGAGCAAAAUGCGACAUUUCUCUUUGAAUAGUUCUGUGAAUAAACAAUCGAAAUGUGUGCGUCCACUGGCCUUUAUAUGAUUGCAUUUUGUGCUGCACUAGCUCGUUGAUUAACUGCUUCAUUGCAACGCAGCCAAACAUAUGUUCAGAACGAUCGUUCUAAACAUAAUACACUGCAAUUUCAACAA